GUUUAUUUACCAAUUCAUUUGUUAAGAAAAAAAUGUGUGAUUAGCCUUGUAAAAGAAUGAAUUAUGAGAAUGUAAGAGGCUGUCAAUGAUCGUCAGCUUUCCUUCGACAAGGGAAAUGAGUGCGAGAAUAGGAACAUACGGCCUAGCGCAUUGCAUGAUGGGAUAACGAUAACUUCUCGUAGAGUGCGUGGCGAACGCGGCUGUAGGAAGGAGAAGGAGUGAGUGAGAAAGAGAGAAAGAACGAGAAGACGAGAACAAGUCGACUGGCACAAAAUGGCGGCCAAGCUCGCGCUCGUGAGCAUAUAGUGCGCGAAAAUUGGAGAAAUAUCGCGGUAUGUCACGAAGCCGCGUAGCCGUGAAUCUUUGAACAUUACGUGUUAUAGUGUAUUGAUUAUUUAUCUUGCUAGUAUAAUAAAAAUUUUCUUUUUACGAACGUACGCCGCACAUUGGAUCUACAACUUUGUGACGCGUACACGGGGGUAUGAUGCAGAAGACAGACACUGAAUCUGGUAAGGAAUCUGUAUCAGGUUCUGAAAAUGAGAGUAAAAGUGACAGUAGUACAUCUGAAAGUAAUUCAGGAUCUGGUUCUGGAUCAGAAAGUAGUGAUUCUAGCUCAUCUGGUUCUGGUUCAGCCUCUGCUUCUGAUUCUGAAAAGUCUGAUAAGUCAGAUGCGCCUUUACAAAGCGAUAGCAUUCAUAGUAAAAGUUCUAAUCAUAGUACAGAAACAAAAAUUAGAAAUAAAAGCGAUUCUAGUCGCGAAUGGGAUGAAAACCCUGAUAUAUAUGGCAUCAGAAGAUCAGCUCGUUCCAGAAAAGAACCAGACAGACUUACAACUCAACCGGAUAGUGACAAUGACAGUCGUAAGAAACUCAAAAAAAAAAGUAACUCACGGAACACAUGGAAUUCUGAAAGUUCAGAAUCAGAAUCUGAAGAUACAGAAACAAAAAGACCACCCCCUAGUAAAUCAAUUAAUCGGCGAGCGGCACAAAAGGCCAAAGAAAAGGCCAAAACAAGAAAAAAACAUAUUUCUGAAUCUUCUGAUAAUUCUUCAUACGAUAGUGAUGAAAGAAGACAAGUAACUAGGAGAACAGGUGCACAAGUAAGUUAUAAAGAGGAAAGUGAAGCUGGAACUGAUAGUGAAGAUCUUAUGGAAGUAGAUGAAACAACUUUAGAGCCUACAGAACCUGAUAAUGCAGAAACUAUAGAAAGAAUUCUUGGUCAACGAAUUGGAAAAAAAGGAGUUGUAGGGAAUGUGACAACUGUUUAUGCGGUAGAAGAAAAUGGAGAUCAAAAUCCUGAAAACUUAGUGGGUGAAGAAACUGAAAUUCAGUAUUUGAUAAAAUGGAAGAGUUGGUCAUAUAUACACAAUACAUGGGAAUCAAAAGAUUCUUUAACAACUCAAAAGGUAAAAGGAAUAAAAAAAUUAGAAAACUUCAUCAAACGAGAACAAGAUAUUAAACAAUGGAAAAAAUAUGCAGGUCCUGAAGAUAUAGAUUAUUUUGAAUGUCAAUUAGAAUUACAACAAGAUCUUUUAAAAAGCUACUAUAAUGUUGAACGAAUUAUUGCUGAAGCUGAUAAACCUGACUCAGAUCAUCCAGACUAUUAUUGUAAAUGGGAAAGUUUACCUUAUUCAGAAGCUACUUGGGAAGAUGGUGCUCUAAUAAUUAAAAAAUGGCCGGAAAAAAUUCAAGAAUUCCGCGAUCGCGAAGAUUCUAAAAGAACACCUAGUAAACAUUGUAAGGUCUUAAAAUAUAGACCUAAAUUUCACCAAUUGAAAGAGCAACCCAAUUACAUGGGUAAAGACGAAAAUUGUAUUCUAAGAGAUUAUCAAAUGGAUGGAUUAAAUUGGAUGAUUCAUUCAUGGUGUAAAGAAAAUAGUGUAAUAUUAGCUGAUGAAAUGGGUCUUGGUAAAACUAUUCAAACUAUUUGUUUCCUUUACUACCUUUUUCAUUCUCAGCAACUUCAUGGUCCAUUUUUAUUAGUCGUUCCUUUAUCAACAAUGACAUCUUGGCAAAGAGAAAUGAUUCAAUGGGCUCCAGAUAUGAAUUUUGUUACUUACUUAGGAGAUGUUCAUUCUCGAAAUGUAAUUAGGGAAUAUGAGUGGUGUUACGAUUCAAAGAGACUCAAAUUUAAUGCAAUAUUGACGACAUAUGAGAUUGUUCUAAAGGACAAGGCUUUUUUAGGUGUUUUAAAUUGGGCUGUGCUUUUAGUUGAUGAAGCCCAUCGGUUAAAAAAUGACGAUUCAUUAUUGUAUAAAGCAUUAGCGGAAUUUCAUACAAAUCAUCGACUUCUCAUUACUGGAACUCCUUUACAAAAUAGUUUAAAAGAGUUAUGGGCUCUACUUCAUUUUAUCAUGCCACAUAAGUUUGAUUCAUGGGAAGACUUUGAAAAAGAACAUGAUAAUGCUGCUCAAAAAGGAUAUUCAAAAUUGCACAAACAACUGGAACCUUUUAUUUUAAGAAGGGUAAAAAAGGACGUUGAAAAAUCUUUACCAGCUAAAGUAGAACAAAUAUUACGUGUCGAAAUGACUUCUUUACAAAAACAAUAUUAUAAAUGGAUUUUAACAAAAAAUUUCAAUGCUUUGAGAAAAGGCAACAAGGGUUCAACAUCUACUUUCUUAAAUAUUGUAAUUGAAUUAAAGAAAUGUUGUAAUCAUGCUUUUUUAACAAAACCAAAUGAAAAUGAUAAAAAAGAUAAUAAUGAUGAUUACCUUCAACAACUAAUACGUGGCUCUGGCAAGCUAGUAUUGUUAGACAAACUAUUAAUUAGACUCAAAGAAACUGGUCAUCGCGUUCUAAUUUUUAGUCAAAUGGUCAGAAUGUUAGAUAUUCUUAGUGAGUAUCUUCAGAAGAGGCAUUUUCCUUUUCAACGUCUCGAUGGUAGUAUAAAAGGUGAAUUAAGAAAGCAAGCCCUUGAUCACUUUAAUGCAAGUGGUUCUCAAGACUUUUGUUUUUUAUUAUCCACUAGAGCGGGUGGGCUUGGUAUCAAUUUAGCUACUGCUGAUACAGUUAUCAUAUUUGAUUCUGAUUGGAAUCCUCAAAAUGAUCUACAAGCGCAAGCUAGAGCUCAUAGAAUUGGUCAAAAAAAUCAAGUCAAUAUUUAUAGACUAGUAACAAAAAGUUCCGUAGAAGAAGAAAUUGUUGAACGUGCCAAACAAAAAAUGGUACUUGAUCACUUAGUUAUUCAAAGGAUGGAUACUACUGGUCGAACAGUGCUAGAUAAAAAAGGUGCAAAUUCUAAUAGUAAUCCAUUUAAUAAAGAAGAUCUGAGUGCUAUUUUGAAAUUUGGUGCAGAAGAGUUGUUUAAAGAUGAAGAAGAUGGAGAUGAAGAACCUACAUGCGAUAUUGAUGAAAUCUUAAGGAGAGCUGAAACUAGAGACGAAGGACCCACUACAGUUGGAGAUGAAUUACUUUCAGCAUUCAAAGUAGCAAGUUUUGCAGCUUUUGAGGAGGAAUCUGAAAUUGUGUCCCAAGUGAAUGAAAAUGAUGAUGAAAGUAAAGAUUGGGCUGAAAUUAUUCCUGAAAACUUUAGAGCUAAAGUAGAAGAAGCUGAAAAAUCCAAGGAAAUGGAAGAUUUAUAUCUUCCACCUAGAAGUCGAAAAACUUUACAACAAAUCAAUGAAAGUGAAAAUAAAGGUAAAAGAAAAAAAAAGACCCAAUCAGGCGACGAAAGUGAUGAAGAUGAAGAUUCAGGAAGCGAUGAAGAUGGUAGCGAUGAUGGCAGACCUAAAAAACGAGGAAGACCACGAAUGUUACCUCGAGAAAAUGUUAAAAGCUUUACUGAUGUUGAGAUAAGACGAUUCAUAAAAAGUUUCAAAAAAUUUCCUGCACCGGAUAAAAGACUAGAUGAAAUCGCAGUAGAUGCAGAACUAAAUGAAAAGCCGAUGUCCGAACUUUCUUAUUUGGCGGAGCAACUACGCUCCCGCUGUGAAGCUUGUCUUGCUGAAUCUGAAAGUAUUUUUUCUAAAGAAAAUAAAACCGACGAUGAUGAGAGCAAAGGACCUGGCCGGAAACGUCGUCGAGGACCAACAUUUAAAUUAGGUGGUGUGAUGGUUAAUGCAAAAUCUUUCAGUGCUGCUAUUUCAGAACUUGAACCACUAGACCAAGCACUUCCUAUGGAUCUUGAACAAAGAAUCAACUGGAAUUUAGAUAUCAAAGUGAAAGCAGCAAACUUUGAUUGUGAAUGGACAAUCGAGGAUGAUACUAGAUUGUUAAAAGGAAUUUAUCAACAUGGAAUGGGCUCCUGGGAAGCAAUAAAAAUGGAUGAAAGUUUAAAAUUAGGCGAUAAAAUACUUCUUAAUGGCAGUAAAGCACAAAUUAAGCGUAUUCAAGCUCGUGGAGAAUAUCUUCUAAAAAUUUUGAAAAAACAAAUGGAUCAAAAACUUGGAGUUGCAAAACAAAGAAAACCUAGGAAAACAAAGGAUGUAAAAUCUGCUAUUACAAAAGAAAUAAUUGAAGAAAAUGAAAGUUCCGGCGAUGAGAAAAAAUGCAAACCAAAGAUUGAAAAGCAGCCAGUUAAGAAAGAAGAUGAAGUAGUCAUUGUUAAAAAAGAAGUUAAAGAAGAAAAUGAUAUAGUAAUAGAAGAUAAAAAAAAAGAAAAAAAAAUUAAAAAAGAUAAAAAAGAAGCCAAAAAGAAUAAAAAAGCCAAACAAUCUGGACCAAUGCAUUUCACUGCAAAUAAUGAACCAAGAGCACUUGACGUUUUAGGGGAUUUAGAUCCAUCUAUAUUUAAUGAGUGUAAAGAAAAAAUGCGACCUGUUAAAAAGGCGUUAAAAGCUUUAGAUAGGCCGGAUCAAUCACUUAGUGAAUCAGAACAAGUGGCACACACUCGUCAAUGCCUUGUACAAAUUGGCAACCAAAUAAAUACCUGUCUUUCUGAAUAUAAAGAUCCAGAACAAAUAAAAGAAUGGCGAAGUAAUUUGUGGUAUUUUGUAUCUAAAUUUACGGAAUUUGAUGCAAAAAAACUUUAUAAAUUAUAUAAACAUGCAACAAAGAAAGAAGGAGGUAGUGCAACAUCAAGUCCAGAGAAAAAAGACGAGACUAAUAUUACGAAGAAAUACGAUGAUAAGCAUAAUUCUAAAAAUUCAAAUGAAAGUGGAAAUAAGGAGGUUCGUGCACCAAAACGCCGAGUAGAAGAUUCCGAAGAGAAUUCAAAUAGCUUAUCAAUAAAAAAACAUAUGAUUUCUGCAUCUACGCUAGGUAAUAUCGGUACUUCCUCUUCUGUAACAAUCGGUGCUAUCACAAUAACACCGGUCACGGCUGGUCAAAACUUAACAUCAAAUACAAAUAGUAUUGACUCGGCUCAACGGCAUAACAAAGAGCAAAAAGAUAUUCCUAUCAGUAAACACAAAGAUUCCAAAAGAGACAGAGAUAGAGACAGAGAUAGAGAUAGAGAUCGAGACAGAGAUAGAGACAGAGAUAGAAGUCACGGCGAUAGAAAUAUGGAUAGAUUGAAUGUUAUGAAGGAUGAUAGAGUUAGACGAGACAGUGGUGGAUAUGUUGGUGGACAUUACAGUGGAGGAAGAGACGAAGAACAUUGGAUGUCUAGAGAUAGAGAUCCACGUGAUACUAGAUUUGGAGAUCACAAACGCGAUAGAUUUGAUCUAUAUAGCAGGAUGUCAGGUGGAUAUCAUCGAGACAGAGAUAGGGAGCGUGAUCGAAUCCAUAUGAAUGAAAAAAGAGGAGGAAAUGAUUAUUAUCGAUAUCCAAGUGGGCCAGCUGGAUAUGGUUAUGCUGGUCCAGGAAGCUAUAGUGGCAGUGGUGGAAGUGGUAGUAGUGGUAGUGGAUAUCCUGCGGACAUACCAUCAUCACAUUUCCGCGGUACGGGAGGGGGUCGAAAUUACCCAGGAGAUAGUUAUCAGGCUGAUUGGCGACCAAACAAGGAUUAUCGUAGAGACUACGACCGACCGCGUCAACCACCUAACGCUAAUUCUUAGUGUUCUUUUUGCCAUCAGCCUGAAAUUCGUAAUACGGUUAUUAAUGAAAUAGAGAAUUCUUUCUCUCCAUUUAUGUCUCAUAGGUAUGUCACUUUUUCGCAAUGGAUGCGCAAUUAUUCUAUUAAAAUAAAUGCGUAAUGCUUAUAAAUGUAUGCAUGUGUAAGUGCGUUUGCGUGUACAGGAUGAUUCAAAUAAAUAUUUAUUUGAUUAAAAAAAGAAAGCUAUUUCGUAAGACAAAUGCAUAUGUAAAUAAAUAUGCGCUUAAAUAUACUUGAAUAAAUUUUUAUUUGAGUUACAUUUGUUGAUUUAGUCUUUAUCUCGCUAUUCAAUGGAAAGCGAUUUUAAUAUGUAUAAGUCGAGAAUCAUCACGCGAAACAGCAGUAAAUGAUUUUUUUAAACUACUUUAAAAAAAA
Molecule: messenger RNA, 6348 nt
Organism: Ceratosolen solmsi marchali
Lineage: Eukaryota; Metazoa; Arthropoda; Insecta; Hymenoptera; Agaonidae
Gene: Chd1
Product: chromodomain-helicase-DNA-binding protein 1
Exons: 22
Coding region: 482-5935 (1817 amino acids)
Biological process (GO): nucleosome organization
Cellular component (GO): nucleus; chromatin
Molecular function (GO): ATP hydrolysis activity; DNA binding; ATP-dependent chromatin remodeler activity
Source: RefSeq, a predicted model, not a curated record